This is a messenger RNA of Thlaspi arvense, 791 nucleotides long. NCBI's taxonomy places the organism in Eukaryota, Viridiplantae, Streptophyta, Magnoliopsida, Brassicales, Brassicaceae. The record is from the annotation of a GenBank genome assembly.
GAAAGAGCGUCCAGGUCAUCUGAAGAGGUACAUAUAAACCUCUAAAGAAACCCUAGUGUGCGACUCCAUUUGGCCAAGAGAGUGCUAUAAACGGCGAGAGCUUCUCAAUCUUCUCCUCUCUCAGGCAGCAGCUUUCUCUUCAGAUCGAACAAUGUCUCUGGUUGCAAAUGAGGAGUUCCAGCACAUUCUGCGUGUGCUCAACACUAACGUUGAUGGUAAGCAGAAGAUCAUGUUUGCCCUAACCUCCAUCAAGGGUAUUGGUAGGAGAUUGGCCAACAUUGUCUGCAAGAAAGCAGAUGUCGACAUGAACAAGAGGGCUGGUGAGUUGUCUGCAGCUGAGAUCGACAACCUCAUGACAAUUGUUGCCAACCCAAAACAGUACAAGAUCCCAGACUGGUUCCUGAACAGGCAAAAGGACUACAAGGAUGGCAAGUACUCUCAGGUUGUCUCCAAUGCCCUUGACAUGAAGCUCAGGGAUGAUCUUGAGCGUCUGAAGAAAAUCAGGAACCAUCGUGGUCUGAGACACUACUGGGGUCUCCGUGUCCGUGGACAGCACACCAAGACAACUGGUCGCAGAGGAAAGACUGUUGGUGUGUCCAAGAAGCGUUAAGCAAAUGUUGCUUGUUUCAACUUGAAUUCAUCUUUGAUAAGGACUUAUUUUAAGUUUUGUUAUUUUGCACUACUAGAUUUUGGGGCUUUUUAUGAGAUAUCUUUACUGCUGUUUUAUUACAUUUUAAGACUAUUUUGUCACCAGAUCUUAUUUUCAUUUCUCUAGCAAAAUUUCCAAAUUU